AUGGAGAAGGUGAGUCACCUGCUGCGAUAUUUGCGUUCUGUAAAGCCUUCCAUGCCUCAUGAUUUCUGACGCAUUGCGGCUACUUCCUCGCAUAGGUCCAACUUUCGCUCGAGCGCUUCUUGCCUGAGCUCCGUGAUUUGGAGCGCAAGAAGAUCUUCACCAAAGUAGGCCACCUUGUUUCAUGUCACGUCACAAACGAGCCAUCCCAUAAGUAUUUACUCCUCAUCAUGUCUCGUUUCACAGGAUGAGAUCACAGAGAUCGUUUCGCAGCGCCGUCGAUUCGAGACCGCGCUCGCUAGUCGAGCCGUCAAGCCGAUCGAUUACCUCCGAUACAUCGACUACGAGACCAAGCUGGAAAAGUUGAGAAAGAAACGUGCUUCUAGAACGAGUCAGUCCAUUCGGACAUGCUCCUGAACUCGUUCGAACCCCUGUCUGAGCAAACAAAAACCGGCUUUCUCAAACUGACCUUCAUCCUCGACCACCUCACCAGAAACGACGACGAAAAAGACCUUGUCGGACCACUCGAUCGCGGCCCACGUCACGCACUUGCACCGCCUUUCGACGCGUCGUUUCCCUUCCUCGUUACAACUCUGGGACGCGUUCCUCGGACACGCCCUGGAACAAGCCUCGCCUCAUCUCGUCUCUCGAACGCUCUCGACGGCGAUCGCGAUGCACCCCACCCACGCUCCUUAUUGGCUCAUGGCCUCUCGUUGGGAAUCCGAAGGAGACGAGAGAGGUCUAGGAGGAGGGAACGACGAAGCUGCUCGUCGAUUAUGCAUGCGCGCAUUGAGAUUCCUUAGAGGGAGUGGGGAGUCGGAGCAUUUGGUGUGGAACGAAUGGAUUAGGGUCGAAUGCGCUUUCGCUGAACGCUUGAGGGCAAGGUGGACUUUGCUGGGGAUUGGGAAGGAAGGAAGGAAUGGCAAGGAAGAGCUUGUCGUCGUCGGAGAGAGGAGUAGUAAGAGGAGAAAGGUCGCUGAAGGGCAGACUCAGGAUGGGGAGGAGGUGGAUGAGGAUGGGCAGGAGUUGAAAGAGGAGGAGGCGGCUGAAGAGAUUGAACUGCCGACUGGGGAGGAUGGUGAAGAUCAGGAGGAUGAGGAGCUCAAGGAAACGGUGCAAAAGGAGGCUGCUUCGGGCCAGGAAGCCAUCAUCGAGGGAGCGAUCGUCCGGGUCUUGCUCGACAACUACCUGACCUGUGCGUAUCUCAAGUUUCAAGUUCCUACCUGGCUGACGAAAAAGGCUGACUCCUGCCCAUGUCCCGGUUGUCACAGCCUUCAAGCACUCUCUCGAUGUUUACGAGCGAUUACUUUCCGUCUUGCGAUCGUUGCCUUCACCUCUGCGUCUGUCGCUCCUUAAGCAUACGUACGCCUCCAUGACCACGCCAUUCACCCCCUCCUCUCCCGACUACGCUCGAGCGCUCCACAUUCUCGCGACCCGACACCUCUACGACGUGGCGUACAACCCCAAACGAGCAAAGAAAGGCGGGCCCGUCCCUGACACGACGACGAUCCAGGUCAAGGGGGAGAAACUUGUCGAUGCUGUCGCGGCGGGUGUGGAUCAGUACUGGAAGGCGUGCAAGGGCAAGAAGGGCAAGAAUAAGGAGACGGCACACCUAGCCGUUUGGGAGGCGUUUUGCUCUUGGCUUGAGAAGAUGCUUGAGCAAGUUGAAGAGGAUAAUCUGGUGAGUUAUCAUGUAGUCAACCAAAUUUGUGGGUAGCAGAUUCUGACGUCGCUUGACUGCGACUGCACGUUCACAGCACACCUACCUCCGAACCAACCUCACCACCGCGCUUUCGCUCGCUCCGUCCUCACCGUUCCUCUCCCUCCUCCAUCUCCGACACCUAGUACGCACGGAGAGCCCUCGCGUCGAGCUCUUCUCGUUCGUCUCGGACUUGACCAAGCGCUACGGAACCGAAAAGACCCCCGCGCCUACCCGUGAACAAGUCUGGGUCGCCCGAGUCAAGACGACCCUUUCGCUCGCUAAGAGUGGACACCCGCCUUCAGCUGAAGAAGUCGAAGUCGUUAUCGAACAAGCGAUCAAGGCUCUUCCUUACAGUGGACAGCUUUGGUGGAUGCACGUCGAUCGCAUCGAUGAUUCGGGUUUGUCGAUUGAGGAUAAGCUAGAUAGGUACGAAAAGGCGAUCGCGAGGGUGGCGUUGGCCGAUGCCGUACCUCCUGUCGAUUUCAAGUCGACGUUCACGGAUGCGCAAAAUGGCAGCGUUGAUGAGGACGACGAAGAGGAAGAAGGGGAAGAAGGGGAAGAGAUCCCCAUCCUCGAACCUCGCGAGCUCGUCCCAAGACGCUACAUGAACCUCCUCGCCGAACUCGAACCCCAGACCUUCACCACGCGCGUCGAAAACCUCCUUCGCACAACCACGACCGUCUCCAUCGAGACCCUACACGUCAUUCUCGAAACUACUACCGCCGUCCUUCCCAAACCUCUGUCACUGCAAAUCAAGAUCCUCGAACACCUCGCACAGCACCCCAAGUCGGGGGCGGAGGAGUGGCUGUUCUACGCUUCGAUGUUGUUGAGGUGUGGUGAGGCGGGCAAGAGUACGGUUGUUGUGCAGAGGGCGAGGAAGGGGUUGAAGGGAGUGGAUUUGGCAGUGUUUGAUAAGAGAUGGGGAGAGAUUUGUGAUGCUUCAUAG
Microbotryum saponariae is the source of this 2645-nucleotide messenger RNA. NCBI's taxonomy places the organism in Eukaryota, Fungi, Basidiomycota, Microbotryomycetes, Microbotryales, Microbotryaceae. The record is from the annotation of a GenBank genome assembly.